AUGAGCACAGCUGCCCUCCUUCCCCAUCUUCUACGCUACUCUCACGGUCCUCACACUUGGAAGCGCAUCAGUCUUUACAUCCCCAAAAUAAAGACAAGAAUGGCUCAGGAUGCACCGGCAGAUACGGCAGGUCCGUCGUCGCCUCCACCACAACUACCAGAGGGUUGGCUUCCCCAAUGGGAGGGUGUCGGUCGCCAGUGGUAUUACGUCCAGCGAGCGACAGGAAAAUCUCAAUGGGAAAUUCCUACAGAACCGGUGAUUAUGACCCCGUCUUCGACGCCGGGAUCCAUCGGAGCGGGCCCUUCACAAGCACCUUCAAACACCACGACACCCAGCCAUUACACGACAGAGACCCAUCAGUCAAUGGAAGGGCCAAUGAAACCUGUUUCAAGUUUUGCGAAUGAUACCAGCUCCGCAAGCUCCGACGUCAAUGGACAACAUAGCCACCAUUUUUACGGCACGCCUGCCGCAACAACCUGGUCUUCAAGCUCACAUAAUCAGCAAGACUCUCAAUUCUACAAGAACAAUACUCCUUCGGAUGGCAGAGAUCAAGCGACAAGUCUUCAUCCUCAAGUUGGCGCAGAGAGAAGCUCCGCUUUUGAUCGUACCAAAUGGGGCCAGUCUGGGCCUAAUUUAUGGCAGCAGAAACUGUCAGACGAGCACCGGCAACCGUCUCAAAAAAUCCCUGGCAAGCCUAUAGACGACCUCACACCAAGGCACUAUAUCAAUUUUGGUACCGACAGACACGACUUGUCUCAAUUACCGGACACAUUGUCUCCGACACUCUACCCCCAUCACGCGAGCCAGACCCUUGAGCAAACGCAUCCAAGAACUGAUCAAAGCCAGUCUCCAGGGCAGCACGGUCACCAUUUUUUCGAGACCGGUCACGGCCCCCCUCAGCCGCGAUCUGGCUCCUUCGCCCCCAGAGCCUCGAUACAAUCCCUGCCCACGACAUCCCAUGGGUAUCAAGGUGGUGUGCCAGAUCGGGCUGAAUCAGGGACAAGUCACCCGAAUGCCCCAUCUUACUAUGAACAGGAGGGUGCUUAUUCGAAUGCUUAUGGCGCAUUGCAACAACCUCAAAAUUCAGGCCAUGGAAUAGUAUCUGUGCCACCAAGUUUGAGUCAUCAGCUUCAACCCGAGUCGAAAGUCCCCACAGCAUAUCCACAUUCUCUGUCAUCGAUCCAUUGCAAUGAACAACAGCCUCCGAUCCUCCAUCGCCAAAGUGUCAAUUUCAAUGGUCCUGCAGACAUCCCGGCGUUAGAUCUCAAGAACAGGUCCCAUCCUCCGUUUGCACAGGUUCAAGAGGCUGCUCAGAACUAUCGAAACCCCCUUCUACAAGCGAGCCUGCGCCAUUACCUGCCAACACUCGGUCAACAGAACUCUGGUAUGGGAGGCACAGCUUGGCAGGGUGGAAAUAUUUCCCUUUCGGAAAACCAAUAUGGGCAAAUCCAUCCGUUUCAGCGGGCUGACGGAGUCACUUCUUCCCGGGCAUCGACUUCAGACCCCCAAUUUGUGAGUGGACCUUGGGCGUCUGCCACACCGCCGACCUACAGCCCUAGCCGGUAG
Molecule: messenger RNA, 1566 nt
Organism: Penicillium oxalicum
Lineage: Eukaryota; Fungi; Ascomycota; Eurotiomycetes; Eurotiales; Aspergillaceae
Product: WW domain-containing protein
Exons: 4
Coding region: 1-1566 (521 amino acids)
Molecular function (GO): protein binding
Source: RefSeq, a predicted model, not a curated record